Messenger RNA from Echinops telfairi (small Madagascar hedgehog), 964 nucleotides. RefSeq names its product olfactory receptor 8K3-like. The transcript has a single exon. Lineage: Eukaryota; Metazoa; Chordata; Mammalia; Afrosoricida; Tenrecidae. Gene Ontology annotation, biological process: G protein-coupled receptor signaling pathway; sensory perception of smell. Gene Ontology annotation, molecular function: olfactory receptor activity; G protein-coupled receptor activity; odorant binding. Gene Ontology annotation, cellular component: membrane. The record is from RefSeq and is a predicted model, not a curated record.
UUCCUGAUAGACCUAGAUGGAUAAACACAAUCUAACAAUGCUGAAUGAAUUCAUUCUGAUGGGAAUCACAGACCGCCCUGAGCUGCAGGCUCCAUUAUUCUUGCUCUUCCUCGUCAUCUACAUGAUUUCAAUGGUGGGCAACUUGGGCAUGAUCAUCCUGACCAAGGUGGACUCUAAGCUGAAAACGCCCAUGUACUUUUUUCUCAGACACUUGGCUAUCACGGAUCUUGGUUACUCAACAACUGUGGGACCCAAAAUGCUAGUCACUUUUCUUGUGAAUCAAAACACAAUCUCCUAUUAUUUUUGUGCUAUACAACUAGGUUUUUUUCUCCUGUUCAUUGUUAGUGAAAUUUUCAUUCUGUCUGCCAUGUCCUACGACCGCUAUGUGGCCAUCUGUAACCCACUGCUCUAGACAGUAAUCAUGUCACAAAGGGUAUGUCACGUGCUGGUGGCAAUUCCCUAGUUCUACAGCACAUUUGUUUCUCUUCUAGUGACUAUAAAGGUCUUUAACUUAACCUUCUGUGGCUACAACGUUGUCAGUCAUUUCUAUUGUGACAGUCUCCCCUUGCUGUCUUUGCUCUGCUCAAACACCCAUGAAAUUGAAAUGAUCAUUCUCAUCUUAGCAGCUUUUGAUUUGAUUUCCUCCCUUUUAGUCGUUCUUGUUUCUUACCUGCUCAUUCUCCUAGCCAUACUCAGGAUGAACUCAGCUGAGGGCAGGCGCAAGGCCUUCUCCACCUGUGGAUCCCACCUGACAGUGGUGGUAGUGUUCUAUGGGACUUUAAUCUUCAUGUAUGUGCAACCCAAGUCCAGUCAUUCCUUUGACAGUGAUAAAGUGGCUUCCUUAUUUUACACCCUGGUAAUCCCCAUGCUGAAUCCUUUGAUCUAUAGUUUGAGGAACAAAGAUGUAAAACAUGCCCUACAUAGGAUAUGGAAAAGUAUAUGCAAUAACUUUGCUAAUGGUUGA